Molecule: messenger RNA, 2865 nt
Organism: Durio zibethinus
Lineage: Eukaryota; Viridiplantae; Streptophyta; Magnoliopsida; Malvales; Malvaceae
Product: dynamin-related protein 3A-like
Biological process (GO): peroxisome fission; mitochondrial fission
Cellular component (GO): peroxisome; mitochondrion; cytoplasm
Molecular function (GO): GTP binding; microtubule binding; GTPase activity
Source: RefSeq, a predicted model, not a curated record
UACAAAACCUAGGGUUCAUAAAUUUUUCAUAUCUAAAUCUUUAAUCUUUUUCAUCAAUCGAUUAAUCAGUGAAAAAAAAAUGGCUGAAGAAGCAGCAGCAUCAACGCCGCCUCCAUCAUCAGCGGCUCCAUUGGGAUCUUCCGUCAUACCGAUAGUGAACAAGCUGCAGGAUAUCUUCGCUCAGCUUGGUAGCCAGUCCACCAUAGAGUUGCCGCAGGUGGCGGUGGUCGGAAGCCAGAGCAGUGGAAAGUCCAGCGUGCUUGAGUCACUCGUUGGCCGCGACUUCUUGCCUCGGGGUUCCGAUAUCUGCACGCGCCGUCCCCUCGUCCUCCAGCUCCUUCAGACCAAGCGUAAAUCUGAUGGCUCUGGGGAGGAGUAUGGCGAGUUUCUUCACUUGCCUGGCAAGCGCUUUUACGACUUCUCUGAGAUUCGCAGGGAGAUUCAGGCUGAGACAGAUAGGGAGGCUGGAGGGAACAAAGGUGUCUCAGACAAGCAGAUUCGACUUAAGAUUUUCUCACCAAAUGUUCUUGAUAUUACUCUUGUGGAUCUUCCUGGAAUCACAAAGGUUCCUGUGGGUGACCAGCCCUCUGAUAUUGAAGCUCGAAUUAGAACAAUGAUCAUGUCAUACAUUAAACAGCCAAGCUGUCUGAUUCUUGCUGUUACUCCAGCAAAUUCAGACUUAGCAAACUCUGAUGCUCUUCAAAUUGCAGGAAAUGCUGAUCCUGAUGGUUAUAGAACCAUUGGUGUUAUUACAAAGUUGGAUAUAAUGGACAGAGGUACUGAUGCUCGUAACUUGUUGCUUGGAAAAGUGAUUCCUCUUCGACUUGGUUACAUAGGUGUUGUGAAUCGUAGUCAGGAGGAUAUUUUACUCAACCGAAGUAUCAAGGAUGCCCUUGUGGCAGAGGAAAAGUUUUUCCGAAGUCGUCCAGUAUAUAAUGGUCUAGCUGAUCGUUGUGGUGUACCUCAGUUGGCCAAGAAGCUGAACCAGAUUUUAGUACAACAUAUCAAAGCAAUACUUCCUGGGCUGAAGUCACGCAUUAGUUCUGCACUGGUUUCUGUGGCAAAGGAGCAUGCAAGCUAUGGAGAAAUCACAGAAUCAAAGGCUGGACAGGGGGCUCUUCUACUGAAUAUUCUUUCAAAGUACUGUGAGGCAUUCUCAUCAAUGGUAGAGGGGAAAAAUGAAGAAAUGUCUACAUCUGAACUGUCUGGUGGAGCAAGGAUUCAUUAUAUUUUUCAAUCAAUCUUUGUUAAGAGCUUAGAGGAGGUUGAUCCAUGUGAAGAUUUGACUGAUGAUGACGUUCGAACUGCCAUUCAGAAUGCAACUGGUCCUCGAUCUGCACUAUUUGUACCAGAAGUCCCAUUUGAAGUACUUGUUCGGAGGCAAAUAGGUCGUUUGCUAGAUCCAAGCCUUCAAUGUGCCAGGUUCAUAUAUGAUGAGUUAAUAAAGAUUAGCCAUCGCUGUAUGGUGAAUGAAUUGCAGCGGUUUCCUGUUUUGAGAAAGCAUAUGGAUCAAGUUGUUGGGAACUUCCUCCGAGAAGGCCUAGAACCAUCUGAGACAAUGAUAGGACAUAUUAUUGAAAUGGAGAUGGAUUACAUAAAUACUUCCCACCCAAAUUUUAUUGGUGGGAGCAAGGCUGUAGAGCUUGCCAGUCAGCAGAUCAAGAAUUCCAGGGUUCCGUUGCCUAUAUCUUCUAGAUCAAAGGAUGGUUUAGAGCCUGACAAGGUGCCUACUUCUGAAAGAAGUAUUAAAUCUCGGGCCAUUCUUGCAAGACAAGUUAAUGGAAUCAUGGCUGAUCAGGGAGUCCGUCCUGUUGCAGAUGCUGAGAAAGUUCCAUCCACUGGAAGCACAAGUGGUUCAACCUGGGGUAUUUCAUCUAUAUUUGGUGGCAGUGAUAACCGUUCACCAGUUAAAGAUAGCUUGACAAACAAGCCAUAUAGUGAACCUGUUCAUAACAUGGAACAGGCCUUUUCCAUGAUCCAUUUGAGAGAGCCCCCACCUGUUUUGAGGCCUUCAGAAGACCGUUCAGAGAAUGAAGCUAUUGAAAUUGCUAUCACGAAAUUGCUCCUAAGAUCAUAUUAUGACAUUGUUAGGAAGAAUGUAGAGGACUCUGUGCCUAAAGCAAUUAUGCACUUCUUGGUAAACCAUACAAAAGGUGAACUUCACAAUGUUUUUAUCAAAAAGCUUUACAGAGAAAACCUGUUUGAAGAAAUGUUACAGGAACCCGAUGAGAUUGCUUCAAAGAGAAAACGUACUCGAGAAACACUCCGGGUUCUCCAACAGGCAUUCAGGACAUUGGACGAAUUGCCGUUGGAAGCCGAAACAGUUGAGAGGGGAUACAGUUUAGGUUCUGAUCCAACAGGCCUGCCAAAGAUCCAUGGGCUGCCAACAUCAUCAAUGUAUUCUACAAGUAGUGGUUCAAAUGAUUCCUUUGCAGCUUCUCCUAAAAAUCCAAAAUCUCGCAAGUCAUCUCACUCAGGGGAACUACAGUCACACUUGUUUGCUAAUGCGGAUUCAAAUGGAAAUGGACGUAGUUACAUGCCAGGCCUCUAUCCGACAGCUGAUCUGUAAGCCAUUUUGAAUGUGCAAUUGUGCAGUUUGGUCCAAGUUUCUUUUUAUCAAAUAUGGAGGCAUUAUAUUCAUUUGAUUUGCUUAGUCUAAUUUCUUCCUGAAGUUCUUUGGAAUUCCUCCAAUCAAAGCUGGCGUAUUGGUAAAUUGCUAUUAUUUUCUAACUAGAUAUCUCCAAGUCAGCUAUUAUGCAUUUGUUUUUUGGUUGAUAUAUUUUCCUUGUUCUGUUAGCAUAAUAUAGGGUUAUAAUCACAUUGUUUUUCGCUCCAGAAAGAAUAAUGGGAGUGAGUCAGAAACAA